GAUCAAGUCCAACCGAGAAACUGGUCCAAGCGCUUAAUCAUCACCAAGCAAGCAAACAAACAAACAAACACGAACAGGACAAACCCGUGAUACGGUUCAUCGCUUCACCUUCAAUUCAACCUCUCUCUUUCUGUUCAUCACCUCACAUCCAGACAACCCGAAAUGGCAUCCUCCCAAGCCCCACAUGGCACCGCCUCCCCAUCCCUCCACGACGACAACCCAAACUCAUCAACAGCCUCUCCUGUCCUCGAAGGCCGCGACUCGCCCAACCUGCCGCUGACCAUGACCGCCUCCACGGUUUUGAUGACGCUCCCGCGGGACGCCACCGCCGCCCUCGCCGAAGCCGGAACCUUUGACCAAGAGAAGGUGGUGAUACGUUUCAAGCCGGUCGGGUCGGCGCCCGCCCUCCGGAGGGAGCAAGUCAAAGUGCUUAGCACGCACUCGUUCGAGACGGUGGUGGCGUACCUGCGGAAGACGCUGAAGGUGCAGGAGACGGAUAGCGUGUUUCUGUAUGUGAAUAGCGUGUUUGCGCCGGCGUUGGAUGAGGUGGUGGGGAACUUGUGGAGGUGCUUUAAGGAUUCCACGAACCAGCUAAAUGUUUCGUAUUCGAUGACGCCGUCUUUUGGAUGAUCACCUCGAGUCUGAAGGAGGGGGUCAAUACUAGGAGGCUUACCGGAUCGGAUCAUAUCUUAUGGACAGCAUGUUAGACGGUGUCAAGAUUGUGACGAGCCGUGUCGAAAAAUCAGCCAACAAACCUAGGAUUACUAUGGAAACUUCAGCAUCCUUGAGCAACUACUUGAAGGGUUUUGACACCAGGGAACGCCACACCGUCAAGGUCAUCAAUAUCCACGGCA
Messenger RNA from Neurospora hispaniola, 854 nucleotides. Its product is annotated as ubiquitin-related domain-containing protein. The record is from RefSeq and is a predicted model, not a curated record. Gene Ontology annotation, biological process: nucleophagy; autophagosome assembly; autophagy of mitochondrion. The transcript is spliced from 2 exons. Gene Ontology annotation, cellular component: cytoplasm; phagophore assembly site membrane; Atg12-Atg5-Atg16 complex. Bases 163 to 630 code for a protein of 155 amino acids. Lineage: Eukaryota; Fungi; Ascomycota; Sordariomycetes; Sordariales; Sordariaceae.